GGUUACGAAUUUUUUCGUUAUUUAAAGUAUUCUCUGUUAAUGCUUUUUUUUGUUCUUCCACAAUAAUUUUUCUACAUUGCUUGCUGUCAUUUAGCCAACAUUUUCGAGCACUCCUCGUGAAAGACCCAGUUACUGUUGCCACUACAUAUCGUAUAGACAGUAGUGCGUGUACACCACCGCCACCCCAGCAGAAGACGACGCACAACGCAUCCGACGUCUACGAUAACAGCGAUUUUGAAAUCAACCGGAAACAUGACGACGGCGACUACGGAAGAGACGAAAAACGUUCCACAGGACGUUAAAGAACCGGUAAAAGACGCAGCGGACACUGCAGUUGAGACCAAUAACAAACAGGAAAACGACAAGAAGCCCGCGGCAGAGAAAGAGGAAAAGGAAGCGGCGCCGGCUGCCCCGGUUGAACCACCACAACCAAAGUUCUCUGUGAAAAAACAGAGUUUCGAAAAGGACGUUGUCUACCUGUAUCAGUUUUCACGCACGCCCGUUAUUCCGUCUAUGUCCCCGUAUUGCCUCAAAGUGGAGACAUGGCUCAGACUGGCUGGACUUAAAUACGAGAAUGUUGACCAUAAAAUGAAGCAUCGUUCCAAAAAAGGACAAUUGCCUUUUAUUGAAUUGAAUGGUGAAGAAAUUGCUGAUAGUACUCUAAUUAUUAAAGAACUUAGCCAAAAAUUCGGCAAAGACAUCGAUGCUGCAUUAACUCAAGAUCAACGUAACAUAUCACAUGCUAUGAUCUCAAUGAUUGAGAAUAAGCUCGUUUGGGUAAUAAUGUGGUGGAAGACAAAAACUCCUGAAAAUGUAAUCAAAGGAUACAAAGUGAAUUUGCAACAUGCACUUGGUACAUGGGUUCCAAAUGGUAUUCUUAAUUUCUUCUUCAAGUACACUUAUAGCCGAAGAGGAUUAAAAAAAGUUAAAGCUCAAGGAAUCGGAGUUCACAAGCCUGAUGAGAUUUUGGAAUUUGGACAAAAUGAUCUUAAAGUUUUGUCCGAUGUAUUAGGCGAUAAAUUAUACUUCUUUGGAAAUGAACCCACAACUUUGGAUGUUGUUGCUUUUGCAAACUUGGCACAGUUGUACUUCUUAGACAAAGAAGUUGAAUGCCAAUUACGAGAUUAUUUAGUGGACAAUUUUGAAAAUUUAAUACAGCACACAAACCGCAUUAAAGAAAGGUGUUUCCCUGACUGGGAUGAUAUGUGUAAGAAUCUAGACUUAAACAGUCAUUUGCCAAAACCCCCACCAGUUGAAGAUAAGCCUAAAGAAGAUGGAGACAAGAAGGCCACUGAGAACAAAACUAAUGAAAAAGAAGUCAAGGAGCCUGAAGAGAAAGGUGAUGGAAAGAAGGAAGGAGAGAAAGAACCAGAAGACAAGUGAGCGAUAUUUGUGCUGGUUAUAACGAAACAGUCUCAUCACCAUCAUUUUAAAUUAAGCGAUUUCACCAACACUUUCGACCCACCAUUAUACUAUUGACUAAAAAAAAAAAAAUCAUA
Sipha flava (yellow sugarcane aphid) is the source of this 1499-nucleotide messenger RNA. It is a transcript of the gene fax, whose product is annotated as failed axon connections. Gene Ontology annotation, cellular component: cytoplasm. The transcript has 7 exons. The record is from RefSeq and is a predicted model, not a curated record. Bases 253 to 1383 code for a protein of 376 amino acids. Lineage: Eukaryota; Metazoa; Arthropoda; Insecta; Hemiptera; Aphididae.